Rhincodon typus (whale shark) is the source of this 1988-nucleotide messenger RNA. RefSeq names its product myelin basic protein. Bases 599 to 1468 code for a protein of 289 amino acids. NCBI's taxonomy places the organism in Eukaryota, Metazoa, Chordata, Chondrichthyes, Orectolobiformes, Rhincodontidae. Gene Ontology annotation, molecular function: structural constituent of myelin sheath. The transcript has 9 exons. Gene Ontology annotation, cellular component: neuronal cell body; cell periphery; internode region of axon. Gene Ontology annotation, biological process: myelination. The record is from RefSeq and is a predicted model, not a curated record.
ACCUUUUUUCAUUUGAGUGAAGCUUGGGUUUGAUUUUAUUUUGCCGCCUCCUUUGCAUUAGUGCUCUCUAAUUCCUACUUCCCAAACCAACCUGUUUUUCCAGCCCGUUGAUGCCUUUCACCGCCCUGCUCCACCAUGAGUUGGGCUAUUGUAUGUUUCUUUUCUAUGAAUUGGUUGGUCCUUUCGGAUUUCUUAAUGAAACAUAAUCAGAGAAGGAGCUCAUUUGGCCCACUGUGACUCCCCUGACUCUUCAAAAGAUGGGAUCCAAUUACUCCCCCCUUCUCCUUUCACUUUCUCACUUUAGCACCGCAGAAUUCUCCACUUUAAUGACUUAUUCAGUUCCUUCCUGAAAGUUAAUAUGUUCCUGCUACUCUUUCAGAUGAUUUUUUGUUUAUUUUUCAUUCCUAAAGCUGUGCCUAGUGACUGACUGUUCUAUCCCUGGAAAUACUCCCAUCGACCUGUACUGAAAUUCCUUUAAAGAAAACCAAUUUUACUUCAGUUUCUGACCAGCUCUUUUUCCAACUUGCUGCUCUAACAAUGUGCAUCUCACUCUUCUUUGGAACAGCAUAAUCUUGAAUUCACUCUCCACAGAGUCAGAAUGGGCAACCUAGCUGGUAAACAUAACAGUCAUCAUAGUCUUACAGACCAGCCUCCUAAAGCUGUGUGUGAAACUGAGACGCGAAGCCUAACCAUGGACUCACAAGAGGACAAUGAAGUCUUUGCAGAGGCAGAUGUUAAUCAGAACAAUGGAUCUUCCUCAAAGCAGAAGAAGAUGGUAGCGCCAGGCUCCAAGAGCGUAGAGGACCCAAAGAAUGCUUGGAAGUCACCCAGCACAGCUGAGCCAGCUGGGCGCCCACACUUGGUCCGCCUCUUUUCUCGUGACGCGCCAGGACGUGAGGACAACACCUUCAAAGACCGCCCAUCUGAAUCCGAAGACCUUCAAGCCAUCCAAGAGGAUAGCUCAGUUCCUGUGACGAGCUCAGAUUUGAUGGAAGUGCAGAAACUGUCCUCACAAUCAUCAGCUAAGAAGGGACAAGUAGCAAAACAAAUGGCAUCCGCAAGUGCCUCAGACCAUGCUAAGCAAGCUGGAGGAGCCCACUCAAGGCAAAGGGACUCGGGUAUACUCGACCAGCUGGGAAAGUUUUUUGGGCAAGAAGGUUCCAGGAAAGUACCUGAGAAGGGCAAGGAACCAGCAACCAGGAGUGUGCUAACGGCACCAACCACACACAAGGCCCAUCCAGGGAGACAAACUGAUGAUAGUGCUGUUGUCCACUUCUUUAAGAAUAUGAUGUCACCAAAGAAAGCCCCAGUACAACAAAAGGGUACUGAUGGACAAAGGCCACAUUAUGGGGCAGCUGGUUCUUCCAAGUCAAAGGAAGCUUAUAGAGGACGGAAAGAUGGUUCAGGCACCCUCUCAUCUUUUUUCAAAAUGGGGAAAAAGGGUGAAGGUUCACCUGCUAGACGUUAAAUCCACAUCAAUGAGUGCAGCAGAAAGGAAUGCUUCAAAAGUGGAAAAAGAAUUCUUGCUCGAUGUCGUGUAUUAACAGUCUUACCACUUCAUGUAUUAACUGACAUUCACUCCACCCUCAAAAAAUGACUGGCAUACAAAUAUGAUUGAUUCAUUACUGAUCAGGUUUAUAGCAAGGUUGCUUAAUUCAAAUUAUCUGUUAACUUAAUUAUUUUAAAGCAAGAAAACACCUUUUAUUUAAAUUUCUUUAAUUUGAACCACUGGAUAAUAUGAAUAAGAAAUUUUAACAGGAGUAGACUGUAUAAGUUGCAUCUUAAAUGGAAUAUUUUAUUACUUAUAAUCACUCCAUGGUUAUUAUAAUGGCCUUAAAGGUGUCAAGAUUCUUUAAAAAUCACUAUUUUCAACGGCCUUUUCUACAAACACAGAAAUAAGGAACUUAAUGUUUUUCAAGAAAGUUUAUUGCAUCUUGACAUAGGCUUGCCUUUUUUCCAACACCAUCUGUCAGCAGAGUUUGCUGCAA